This is a messenger RNA of Sinocyclocheilus grahami, 2093 nucleotides long. Its product is annotated as unconventional myosin-XIX-like. The record is from RefSeq and is a predicted model, not a curated record. Gene Ontology annotation, cellular component: cytoplasm; myosin complex; membrane. Gene Ontology annotation, biological process: actin filament organization. NCBI's taxonomy places the organism in Eukaryota, Metazoa, Chordata, Actinopteri, Cypriniformes, Cyprinidae. Gene Ontology annotation, molecular function: ATP binding; microfilament motor activity; actin filament binding. The coding region runs from base 18 to 2093 and encodes 691 amino acids. The transcript is spliced from 15 exons.
GGACGUCACGCUGUCUGAUGAAGUAUUAUGCCACUGUAGCCACCUCUUCUCAGAAGUGCCAGGACACCGUAGAGAAGAUAGAAAGACGAGUACUGGACUCCAACCCAGUCAUGGAGGCGUUUGGGAAUGCUUGCACUUUACGCAAUAGCAACAGCAGUCGCUUUGGAAAAUACAUUCAGCUUCAGCUCAACGGCUCUCAGCUGCUGGUUGGGGCAUCAGUGCAGACAUAUCUUUUGGAGAAGACCAGAGUGGCUUUCCAAGCACCAAAUGAGAGAAAUUUUCACAUAUUCUACCAGAUGAUGAAAGGAGCCACAGAGAAACAGAGACUGGAUUGGAUGCUGCCUUUGGAGCAAGACUUUGCUUGGUUGCCACAUGCUGAGAAAACCUUAGAAGAAGACUGUUUGCAAGAGACGGUGGAAGCCAUGAUCAACCUUGGCAUUGAUGAGGGGAAACGGACACAGAUUUUUAGGAUCCUUGCAGGUCUUCUGCAGCUGGGGAACGUGGACUUCAGUCCUGCAUCAGAAGAGGCUCAGCCAUGUGAUCUUGAUGGACACUCAAAAGGUUUCCUGCAGAAAACCGCUGACCUGCUGCAGGUGCCGUUAGACGAGCUGCAGUCGUGUCUGACCGUGAGAACUCUGCGCGCUGGCAAACAGAGCGUCCUCAAACCUUGCACUCAGUCGGAGUGCGGCGUCCGCAGAGACUGUCUGGCUAAAGUCAUUUAUGCACAGCUGUUUGACUGGUUAGUCACUUUCAUAAACAACAGUAUGUGUGCAGACAAUCCCACGUGGUGCAACUUCAUUGGCCUGCUGGAUGUGUACGGUUUUGAAUGCUUCCUCUUGAACAAUCUGGAGCAGUUGUGCAUUAAUUAUGCUAACGAGAAGCUGCAGCAGCACUUUGUGGCUCAUUACCUGAAGGCCCAGCAAGAGGAGUAUGUGACUGAGGGGCUGCAGUGGUCCUUCAUACGGUACCAAGACAACCAGUGCUGCCUGGACCUGAUUGAAGGCAGUCCUUCCAGCAUUUUCUCCCUGCUCAAUGAGGAGUGUCGUCUGAACAGAGCAUCGGAUGCGAAGCAGUUUCGUGUGCGUCUGCAGAAGGAGCUCUCAGAUAACGCCAGCAUCAGCUGGGACAAACUCAGCAAAGAGCCCCAUUUUACUGUGGCUCACUAUGCAGACAAAGUCAGUUACCAGAUUGAGGGCAUGAUGGAGAAGAACAAGGACCCGGUUCCCCCUGAGAUCAUCAGUCUCCUGCAGAAGUCCCAGGAUUCAUUGCUGCACAGUCUCUUUGCUGACGGUGACCGUGAGAGCGAGGGGUCUAGAGGACACAGUAAAGUGGUCACUGUUGUCUCCAAAUUUAAGUCACUCACAGGCCCUGAGAUGAGUGAUCAGGCUGUUCUGGGAUCUGCUGUAGAGGAUGUGCUCAGUGUGGUCUUCAAGAGACGCGCCCCAAACAACAACAACAACAUGGUGCACUGUGGCAGGACCAAAGUCUUUCUCACAAACUCCCUGCUGGAGAUGCUGGAGGAGCAUAGGAACAGGGUGCGCUCACAGAAGGCGUUCUGUAUCCAGUGCUGCUGGCGCAGGUACCAGACGCGUCAGCGUAACCUGAGGACACAGGCUGCCACCCGCUUACAAGCAGGUGUGAGAUCCUGGCUGGUCAGAAGAGAGAUUAAGAAAUGGCACAAAGCUGCAUCCGUCAUCCAAAACAAAUGGAGGCGCUGGAGGGCGUGGAUGGAUGCGUUAGCUGAGGCAGAGCUGGAUGAUGCUGAGGAUUUCAUGGAGAAUGAAGCAUCGUCCGUGUUGCCGAAGCUGCUGAAGGAGAGAGGCUCUGUGCAGCUCUCCAGCAUCCAGGAGCCUGUGAUGGUCAGAGGUUGGCCCAUCGGUCUGGCCAUGGCCUCUGCUCCCAGCAUCACCGUCUCUCUGACAGCCACGGGUUUCCAGCGGAUCAUGUCUAUGAUGGCCUGUCUGAAGAUCCCAUUCAGACACGGAGAAUACAAAGUAAAGACCAACCAGUUUGACCAGGGUGUGGCGUCUAUCAGAGCUCAGCCACGGGUGAGAGACGCUGCUAACAUACCGUUUACUCAUUUUCUUGAGUGA